Habropoda laboriosa is the source of this 636-nucleotide messenger RNA. RefSeq names its product autophagy-related protein 16-1-like. Gene Ontology annotation, molecular function: protein binding. Gene Ontology annotation, biological process: autophagosome assembly. Gene Ontology annotation, cellular component: autophagosome membrane. The transcript is spliced from 5 exons. The coding region runs from base 37 to 636 and encodes 199 amino acids. The record is from RefSeq and is a predicted model, not a curated record. Lineage: Eukaryota; Metazoa; Arthropoda; Insecta; Hymenoptera; Apidae.
UUUCAGCACACUCUAACAGGCCACUGCGGGAAGGUGAUGGCGGCGAAGUUUCUUGGCGAGCCUUCAAAAGUAGUUACCGGCAGUUACGAUCGUACCCUAAAAAUUUGGGACCUGCGUAGCAAAGCGUGCAUAGAAACAAAGUUUGCGGGUUCCAGUUGCAACGAUCUUGUAACUUCCGACGGUGCAGGCUCGACGAUAAUUAGUGGCCAUUUCGAUCAAAGAAUUCGAUUUUGGGAUACCAGAGCUGAAUCGAGUUCGAACGACAUUUUACUCGAAGGAAAAGUCACAUCUCUAGAUUUAUCCCGUGAUGCAAAUUACCUUUUGAGCUGUGUCAGAGACGACACGUUGAAACUCAUUGAUCUGCGAAUGAAGAAGAUCAUUGGAUCAUUUAGCGCCGAUGGCUUUAAAGUUGGCUUUGAUUGGACACGAGCAAGUUUUAGUCCGGAUGGCCAGUACAUAGCGGUUGGCUCUUCAGACGGAUCCGUUUUCAUUUGGUCUGUCGCCACGAACAUGAUUGAAACCGUGCUGAAAAACCAUUCAGCUGUGGUGACAGCGGUUUCCUGGCAUCCUCACGGCACCUACCUUGCAUCAGUGGACAGGGCAAAAACUGUGACAGUGUGGGGCGACCAUGUUUAA